AUGGAGUCCUUCAGCUCUAAGGACAUGGCCAUGAAGGCCCAGAAGAAAAUCCUCAGCCACAUGGCCAGCAAAUCCAUGGUGCAGAUGUUAAUUGACGACACCAGCAGCGAAAUCCUGGACGAGCUCUACCGCAUGUCCAAGGAACACUCUGGAAACCGCACAGAGGCCCAGAAGGUGGUCAAGGACCUGGUAAAGGUGGUUGUAAAGGUAGGGGUUCUUUUUCGGCACAACCGCUUCAGUAAAGAGGAGCUCUGCCUGGCUCAGGACUUCAAGAAGAAGCUGCACCAGGGGGUCAUGACGGCAAUCAGCUUCCAGGAGGUGGAGUUCACAUUUGAUAAGGCUGUCAUGACGGAGCUCCUGACAGAUUGUAGGGACAUCUUGCUGAAGCUCGUAGAGAAACACCUGACAACCAAAUCCUUUGGACGCAUUCAGCAUGUCUUCAACCACUACUCUGACCCAGACUUACUGACCAACCUCUACACCCCCGGCGGCCAUCUCUGGCCUAAUCUCACCAAGAUCUGCAAUGGCCUGAACAAACUGGUUGAGGAAGGCAAGCUUUGAGUGGGAAUUACGAACAGCGCUGGAAAAAUGAGAAACUGUGGCAAGCCUAUAAAAGAAUUCUGAAUUCAGUUUGCCUGUGAAAAUAUCAUUUUGGUAGCUUAAUGGGGACAUUGACUCAGUGUGAGUUGAUGUAGAUAUUGAUUUAUGUUGAUGAUUCCAUGUCCUCACAAAGAUCCCGCCCUUGCUUUACAACAUAAGCCAUCUGCAUUAGGGCUGGGCGAUAAUGAUGAAUACACAAUAUAUCACAAUAUGAAUGUGAUUGAAAUGCG
Messenger RNA from Salvelinus fontinalis (brook trout), 830 nucleotides. RefSeq names its product tumor necrosis factor alpha-induced protein 8-like protein 2. Lineage: Eukaryota; Metazoa; Chordata; Actinopteri; Salmoniformes; Salmonidae. The transcript has 2 exons. Gene Ontology annotation, biological process: regulation of apoptotic process. Gene Ontology annotation, cellular component: cytoplasm. The coding region runs from base 1 to 561 and encodes 186 amino acids. The record is from RefSeq and is a predicted model, not a curated record.